AUGACCAACCACCCAGUCCUCAUCAAUCUCAUUAUGGCCCUCUCCUAUAUCCUCCCCAUCCUAAUCGCAGUAGCCUUCCUCACACUAGUAGAGCGCAAAAUCCUAGGCUACAUACAAGGCCGAAAAGGCCCAAACAUCGUCGGUCCAUUCGGCCUACUCCAACCCCUAGCAGACGGUGUAAAACUAUUCAUUAAAGAACCCAUCCGCCCAUCGACAUCCUCCCCAAUCCUCUUCAUCUCGACCCCCGUACUAGCCCUACUUCUCGCAAUCUCAGUCUGAACACCCUUGCCACUACCAUUCUCCCUAGCAGACCUAAACCUGGGCCUAUUAUUCCUCCUAGCCAUAUCAAGUCUAGCAGUGUACUCUAUCCUAUGGUCCGGCUGAGCCUCCAACUCGAAAUACGCCCUAAUCGGAGCACUACGAGCCGUCGCCCAAACCAUCUCCUAUGAAGUCACCUUGGCAAUCAUCCUCCUAUCUGUCAUUAUCCUCAGCGGGAACUACACCCUGAGCACUCUAGCAACCACCCAAGAACCCCUCUACCUUAUCUUCUCCUGCUGACCUCUUGCCAUGAUGUGAUACAUCUCCACACUAGCUGAGACAAACCGUGCCCCAUUUGACCUGACAGAGGGAGAGUCAGAAUUAGUCUCAGGAUUUAACGUAGAAUACGCCGCAGGACCCUUCGCCCUAUUCUUCCUAGCCGAAUACGCUAACAUCAUACUCAUAAAUACACUAACCGCUAUUAUAUUCUUCAACCCAAGCCUGUGAAACCCCCCACAAGAGCUAUUCCCAGCAGUGCUCGCCACAAAGGUCCUCCUCUUAUCAGCAGGAUUCCUUUGAGUCCGUGCCUCCUACCCUCGAUUCCGCUAUGAUCAGCUAAUGCACCUUCUAUGAAAAAACUUCCUACCACUGACACUAGCCCUGUGCCUAUGACACACUAGCCUACCAAUCUGCUAUGCAGGCUUACCCCCCUACCUAAGA
This is a messenger RNA of Poecile atricapillus (Black-capped chickadee), 978 nucleotides long. NCBI's taxonomy places the organism in Eukaryota, Metazoa, Chordata, Aves, Passeriformes, Paridae. The record is from the annotation of a RefSeq genome assembly.